UUCUCGAUCGGAAGGGCUGGAGAUCUGGAGAUCCUUCCAUAACACGUAUUUCACUAUAUUUACCGUGUUACAAAUGGUUUUACACAUUCAAUAAAAAAUCAGAUGAAAGGCUGCAUGCAAGAGAAAUGUUUUCGUUUAAAAAUUGCGUGACAAUCUAUACUUGGACAUGAUCAAUGGCGUGUUCAGAACGCCCCAUCACAUGACUCGAGCACUUCUGGUGAUGCGUAUCAUUGAACAUGAAAAUUUAAUUACUUUUCUUUGUUUUUAUCCGGUAGACAGAGAAAUAUUGUUGGAAUUAUAAUUAAGGUUGUUUCGAUUCUUGCUAAUUAUGCCAACUUACACUUCUGCCCAACCAGAGCUGUUCACAAAUCCUCCGGAAAAGUCGAGCUCCGCGCAAAAGAAGGGACAACUCACUGAUGAGCAAGUUCAGCAGUAUUUCAGCGAGGGAUUCCUUUUAGUUCCAGAAUUCUUUGAAAAGAGUGAAUUGGAACCCAUCAUCACAGCUAUAUGUGAAUUAGUAGAUGGCCUGGCAGAAAAACUCUAUAGUGCAGGAAAAAUAAAGGAUAAGUACAAGAAUGCCACAUUUUUUGAUAGACUGAUAUUAAUUGAGAAGGAGUUCCCAGGGGCAGCAGUUCUGCUACAUAAGAAUGGAAUUAUGCCAAAAGCUUUUCAAGACUUAUGGAUGAAUGAAAGACUGCUGAAUGUCAUAGAACAGUUUAUUGGACCAGAAAUUGGUGGUCACCCUGUUUGGAACUUAAGGACAAAGACUCCUAAAAACUCCCAAGUAACAGUUCCAUGGCAUCAAGAUUCUGCUUACCUGACAUCAGCAGCCUGUGAAGUUCUUCAACCCACAGCAUGGAUUCCACUGUUAGAUACCAACAGGACAAAUGGUUGUAUGCAGGUAGCACGUGGAGGUCAUAGAAAAGGUAUCUUAGCAACGCACACAUGUUGUGCAGGAGGUACAUGGUACGUGGACCUUGCAGAAGAAGAAAUGAGAAAUACUCUAGAUGUGGACUUUGAAAAAGACAUCGUUCUUUGUGAAGUUCCAUUUGGUGGUGUUUUGUUUAUCAACAAUCUAGUUCCUCACAGGAGUUUAGAAAACAUCUCAGACAAAAUUCGUUGGAGUUUGGACCUCAGAUGGCAAAGACCUGACAAGCCGAAUGGCUUUUAUGGACUCAAGGAAAACAUACUUCUGCGUACCUCAAAGGACCCAAACUACACGGUGGACUGGACCGAGUUUGCGUCUUGUGACAGGACUGAGUUACAACGAGGUCAUCAGGACGUGAAAACGAAAUUUGAAAAGGAAGAAAUCAAAUUGAAACCCGAGGAAGAUCCUGAAUUUGACACAACUAUUAUUGGUCCCUGGAUGGGCCAGUGGGAGAUAGUGCAUCAUAACAAACACACUAUUAAAUACAAGGACCCGGGAGAUAACGAAGAAUCAUGGUCCAAUUAUCAAUCAACAUGGACCAAAGCAUAAGUUAAUACCAUCAAUGGAUGGAUCACAGUUAUAACAUAAUUGAUUAAGCAACUUCCCAUCAAAGUCCCUAAAUCAAGAUUUGAUCCUAUAAUGAAGUAAUAUUCCAGAUCAAUUUCAAAUAGAGAUGAAUUUUGAGGCGAAACGAAAUUCCCAUUAUUUGAAAAACGGCUGAUAUUGAGAAAAUCACAACACGAAAUUACUGUUACGUAGAUGAUAAAAUUGUCUUUUCAGAGAAGCAGUUCGAUGGAAGAAUGAAAGAAAAUGGAGAGCCUUGUCUCCUUUUCAAUGUCAAAUCGAACGAUUUUAGUGAUGAAAUCAAUCUAAAAAGAUACAAAUAAAGUCGAAUAUUUUCUAGCUAACCUGUGAAAGAAAUCAGAAAGAAAACUGGCAGGUGUAGGUCUAUAAAU
This is a messenger RNA of Pocillopora verrucosa, 1884 nucleotides long. RefSeq names its product phytanoyl-CoA dioxygenase domain-containing protein 1 homolog. The record is from RefSeq and is a predicted model, not a curated record. NCBI's taxonomy places the organism in Eukaryota, Metazoa, Cnidaria, Anthozoa, Scleractinia, Pocilloporidae.